AUGAAGAAUCAACAAUCGAAUCGAUCUACCAUUCCCCAAUCCCUGCUUGAGCUCAAUGCCAGCAGAAUGCUCUCAUCCGAUAGUGUGGUCUUAUUGGCAGACUCCUCUGCUGAAAAUAAGAGCGACAGUACGAGAUCCUGCUUGGAAAAGGAUAGAAUCAUUGGCAUUCUAGACGAGGUCUUGGAUAUUUUGGAAGACGGCUUCUUGGACGACUUUCAAGAAACUACAAGCAGAAAUGAUUUCCAUCGUACUACGAAGGAUACCAUUCCAAACCCAGACAACAGAAGGCAGCACUAG
Cylindrotheca closterium is the source of this 297-nucleotide messenger RNA. NCBI's taxonomy places the organism in Eukaryota, Bacillariophyta, Bacillariophyceae, Bacillariales, Bacillariaceae. The record is from the annotation of a GenBank genome assembly.